UACGGCAACGACUCGAAUGUUGUGACUGAAAACACGCAAUUUCAGAUUGGGUCGUUUACCAAGACGUUUAUCGCACUGGGAAUUGCCAAGCUCGUGGAUGAAGGCCGCUUAAGCUGGGACGACCCGGUCAAGCUCCGCCUUCCGUGGCUUGAGCUUGUCGACAAGUACGCGGAGAAGUACACGACGCUCGGUGACCUCGCGGCCAUGAACUCGGUGUUUGGCGCAUAUGAAGGCGACAUUGUCUGGGGUAUUAGUGUACAUCCCAACGAGCGCAGCCUCGUGCAAUCGCUGGGUACCUUUAAGACGACCCGGCGCCUCCGUGCCGGCUACGCGUACGCCAACUUGAACUUUGAGAUUCUCGGUCAAGUGCUCGAGUACCAGACCAACACCACAUGGGCCCAGUACCUCGACGCGACGUUCUUCACGCCGCUCGGCAUGGUCAACACGUACGGUGCUGUCCCGGAUGUGCCAGCAACUGGCGACCUCUCGUUCGGCCACGUCAUCUGUAACGGCAAAGUCGCUGGCCCGUACGACUUGCGAUCGUCGCCCGAGAUUGCACUUGGGUACAAGAACGGGCACCUCGCCGCCGGGUCGAUGCUCUCGACGGCAUCGGACUUGGCGCUCUUCUUGCACGCGUCGCAGCACUGGCUGAGUUGA
Messenger RNA from Saprolegnia diclina VS20, 657 nucleotides. Its product is annotated as beta-lactamase. NCBI's taxonomy places the organism in Eukaryota, Oomycota, Saprolegniomycetes, Saprolegniales, Saprolegniaceae. Bases 205 to 657 code for a protein of 150 amino acids. The record is from RefSeq and is a predicted model, not a curated record. The transcript has 2 exons.